Molecule: messenger RNA, 399 nt
Organism: Penicillium soppii
Lineage: Eukaryota; Fungi; Ascomycota; Eurotiomycetes; Eurotiales; Aspergillaceae
Product: GFA family protein
Exons: 1
Coding region: 1-399 (132 amino acids)
Molecular function (GO): carbon-sulfur lyase activity
Source: RefSeq, a predicted model, not a curated record
AUGGCCUCCGGAAAUUGCGCCUGCAACUACAUUAGUUACACGACCUCAAGCCCUCCAACCAAAUUGGUCAAUUGCCACUGCACCACCUGCCGUAAACAAGCUGGCGCGCCGUACCAGAGUUGGGCACAUUUCGCGACUGGGGAUAUUCAAUGGAAAGUCAAGCCCACAGAACGGCGUGCAACCAACACUGCCACAAGAAGCUUCUGUCCGCGUUGCGGGUCGACAAUCAGUAUGACUCUGGAUCGCUCCCCUGAGCUUACAGGCCUGGCUGCAGGAACGCUCAAUGAGGGAGAAACACAAAUUCCGAGACCUAGCCAUCAUAUUUUCCUGGCCGAGAAAGCGAGUUGGUUUGAAGUACCGGAAGAUGGGGCGCAAAGAUGGGAUGUAUGGAGUCAGUGA